Messenger RNA from Symbiodinium sp. CCMP2456, 1959 nucleotides. NCBI's taxonomy places the organism in Eukaryota, Dinophyceae, Suessiales, Symbiodiniaceae. The record is from the annotation of a GenBank genome assembly.
AUGGCCGAGUGUGCCUUUGCUCCAAGUCCCAGACUACCGUUGGGCUCGCCGACAUCGUUGCAGUCAACCUAUGAUGGAGACUCCUCGCCCCUCCGAUCCAGCUCGUUGCCUUGCUCGCCACUUCGGAAGUCCACCAAUGCGACAGCCUCCUUGAGGCUGGAAGGAACCCCAACGCUUCGGCAGCAGCAAGCUUCUCGGUAUCUUGAGGCUGCAUGCAAGACUGCAAACUUCGCAGAACGAAGCCGACUGAUCAAUGACUUGGUAGCUUCCGACAUCGCAGACGAUGUUGAGGGACUGAGCGCCGCGAAACAACAGCUCCAGGUGGUUCAGAAGAGGCUUCAAGUCCGUGAAGCCUGCAACUUCGAGGGCUUCGCCACCCGGCGCAUUCAAAGCGCGCUGCGCCUUGCAGCCUACGAUGAGCGCAGAUGGCCGGCCCUGGAUGCAGCUGUGGAAGCCGGCGAAACGGCCACGGACAGGUUAAAGGGCGCGCAGUUGACAAGAGCCAAGAAGCUUGCUUCGCUGACUCGAAAGUUGCUCAACCAAUGGCAGACCGGGAUGGUUGACAGAUUGCAGGAGGUGGUUGACUCGCAAGAUCUGGAACAACUGAAGACACUGCGGCCUUGGGCAUCAAGAGCCCAGCUCACAGACCACCCAGAGGGUGCAGAGCUUGUGCAGCGCAUGGACAAGCUGAGCAGUGCGACUGCGGCUCUGCAAUCUGCACUCGACAUCGGAACUGGACCUGCUUUCAGGGAAGCACUGUGGAAGUCGGAGGAGGCUGUUUUGGAUCCAGCUCGCUGUGAAAUGCUUCAGAGAGUCGAAGCUGCCUAUGGGCCGAUCCGCUCCCGCAACCUGGGACGCUGGGCGGUUCUGGCUGCGCGCACGAACGGUGCCAAGGAGUGCCUCCAGGAAGCGCUUGUCGUCGCCCAGCGAUCUGGUAUCAGCACGGAGACCGUUUCCCAGUCUUUGGAGACGGCAGUCAGCGCCAGAGACAUGCUCUCCCAGAUCGCGCAACUGACAGUUGCCAGCAGGGAGGACGACAUCUCGAAGCUGGAGUCUGCGAUCCAAAGCACAAAGCAGGAUGCGAAAACCGGCCGGCGCCGCUCCAUAGAAAAGCUGCUCGCGGAGGUUCGGAUGGAGGCUCUGGAAAGAUUGUUCGACAGCAAGCAGAAAGCCAAGGUGCUUGAUGAGAUCAAGGCGACUGCGGCCAAGCGUGCAACGCAGGUCUUGCAGGAGCUGCCCAAGAAGAUCCAAGAUGCCGGAAAGCUGAGGAUGUCAGGCGACGUGAAAGAGGCCACGCGGUUGUACAAGAAGGCGCUGCUCGAAAAAGAGAUCCGAAGUGCCAUGGUCCUCUCGGAUGGCCAUGCGCUGCAGACAGCAAUUUCCAAAGCAGGCUCUUCUGCGCACGUAGACAGUUUGGAUCCGAAGCUCUUGGAAUCUGCUCGCGCCGCUUUGCGAGAAAUGACUCUGCUGGAUCAAGCGCGCGAGUGUGUCAAAAGCAACGAUACCUGGGCUGACUUGGAUGCAGCCUUUACGAAGCUGAUACAGGAGAACUUUCCAGAGGGUCUGCGCUCUCAGAGCACGCUGGGCCGCGCACAGGCGCAGAUAAAGACUAUGCGGGAGAAGCUGGUCGAGCUGGAGGAGCUGAUCAAGCAGCCCAUCUCCUUCGAGAACAGUUCCAGCCUGCUGCAAGAGAGCGGAAUGAGACAGCUGCGACUGGUGCUGGACAUUCUUCGUCCACAUCCCUAUUUCGCGGUGGUCAUUGAGUAUUCAUCUUCGCACAUGGCUGGUGAGCGCAUGAAGACGGUUCAAGACUUGCUGCGGAAGAGCUGCAGGAACCAGUUGACCCCGAAGCAGACGGCGGAGAAGAACAGGCAGGUGAAGCUAUUGUGUGAUGUGGAGAAGUGCAACCCAGAGAUCAAGGCAGCUCUCGUAAAGAUGCUCCAGAAGUGCAUCAUCUAG